Molecule: messenger RNA, 1083 nt
Organism: Pseudozyma hubeiensis SY62
Lineage: Eukaryota; Fungi; Basidiomycota; Ustilaginomycetes; Ustilaginales; Ustilaginaceae
Exons: 1
Coding region: 1-1083 (360 amino acids)
Source: RefSeq, a predicted model, not a curated record
AUGUGCAUCCAUCCGCCUUGGACGCCUGGCGCCGAUGAAGUUGCGUCUCCUCUCUAUGACGGCAAUUUCGGAGCCCACGUGGGGUUUCCGCUGCAGGAUGUGUCUCGCGUCGGAGAACUUCCAUACGUCCGAUAUUUCCAAUCUGGCACCCCGCACUUGUUUCCCGACGGUUGUGACUCGUAUCUCUCUAUUCAUCGCACCGAGCGUCAUUGCUGGCGCUACUCUGUCACACAUAUAAGAAAAAGGAUCUCUGUUCCAAAACAAUGGAGCGCUAGACCUUCAUACUCCUCAUUAUUGCAUCCACACGAUUCACUUUACACAACGAAGAUGUACCUGCGACCGGAGACGAUCGUGAGCGACUUUUCCUCGGUCAUCAAGUUCAUCCAGGCGCAUCCACUGGGGUUGCUCACCACGUGCAUUCCGCUAGCCGGUCAGUCUACGCUGCAGGCCUCGCACCUGCCGUUCCACUAUCUACCUCCGUCGACGCUUCCCGUGGCAGCAUCGAGUGCUUCGGCUUCUGUUCAGAGUGUAGAGGGAACCUGGUCCGGGGAGGAGGGUUUGGGGAACUUGCAGUGUCAUCUAGCACGAACGAAUCCGCAGGCCAAAGCACUUCUCCACGCAGGCGAGGGAGAAGAAGUGCUCAUCGUCUUCUCCUCUCCCAUCAACAAUGCAGGGUACAUCUCCCCAUCCUGGUACACCACCACCAAACCCGCUACCGGUAAAACCGUCCCCACAUGGAACUACGCAGAAGUCCAGGUUUACGGUACCAUCCACCAAACCACCCCGCAAACCCUCAGUCAAAUCGUACGGACUCUCAGCGAUACCCACGAACACAGAAUUAAGGAUAUAACCGGAAAGCACGUGUGGAAAACGGAAGAUGCACCGGAAAAGUACAUCGAGCUGUUGGAGAGGGCCAUUGUCGGGAUGGAGAUCAGGGUGAGCAAGGUGGGGAUGAAGGUCAAGAUGAGCAAGGAGAAAGUGGAGGGGGAUAGGACGGGGGUGGUGGAGGGGUUGAGGGGGUUAGGUGGGGUAGCGGAGGGGGAGGUCGCGGAUGCGGUGGAAAGUGCGGGGCGAAUGAAGUAG